Molecule: messenger RNA, 1994 nt
Organism: Salvia hispanica
Lineage: Eukaryota; Viridiplantae; Streptophyta; Magnoliopsida; Lamiales; Lamiaceae
Product: protein NRT1/ PTR FAMILY 5.2-like
Biological process (GO): transmembrane transport; dipeptide transport
Cellular component (GO): membrane
Molecular function (GO): dipeptide transmembrane transporter activity; tripeptide transmembrane transporter activity
Source: RefSeq, a predicted model, not a curated record
AUAAAAGCUGCUUAGCUCCAAUAAAAUUGUUGUCUUAUACUUACUAACUGACGUAGAAAAUACAUAUAUUGUCAGUUGUCAGUAGGAGUAGUAGAAGCCAAUAAAAGGGUCAUAAGCUCGAAGGUUUCAUACACAUUUGUGAAGAAGGAAAAUAGAGAGCAAAAGUGAGGUUGAAAAUGGAGGAAGAAAAGGGCAAUGGAUACACAGAAGAUGGAACAGUUGAUCUUAAAGGAAAUCCUGUUCUUAGAUCAAAGAGGGGUGGAUGGACUGCUUGUUUCUUCGUCGUCGUAUACGAAGUGUUUGAGCGUAUGGCCUACUAUGGUAUAUCCACAAAUAUGUUCAUAUACUUGACCAAGAAAUUGCAUCAAGACACAGUUCAGUCCGCCAAUAAUGUCACCAAUUGGGUCGGAACCAUUUGGAUGACUCCGGUUUUGGGUGCAUACAUUGCUGACGCGCUCUUGGGUCGUUACUGGACUUUCCUCAUUGCAUGUGGAAUUUACCUUUCGGGGAUGUCCCUCCUAACUCUAUCAGUAUCAAUCAAUCCACUAAAGCCCAGCCCAUGUUCGGAUCCAAGUGGGCUGAACUGCAAAAAGCCCACUACACUCCAACUGGGCGUUUUCUUUGGGGCCCUGUACACACUGGCGCUGGGCACCGGCGGCACGAAGCCCAACAUAUCGACGAUCGGUGCCGACCAGUUCGACGAGUUCGAGCCGAAGGAGAAGGCCCAGAAGCUGUCCUUCUUCAACUGGUGGAUGUUCAGCAUAUUUUUUGGGACACUGUUUGCUAACACGGUGCUGGUUUACAUCCAAGACAACGUGGGCUGGACUCUCGGUUAUGGGCUCCCCACUAUUGGGCUUGCCAUUUCGAUUCUCAUAUUUUUGGCGGGAACGCCCUUCUAUAGGCACAAAGUGCCCGCGGGCAGCCCUUUCACGAGGAUGGCUAGGGUCAUCGUGGCUGCCCUUAGAAACUGGAGCCUGCCCGUCCCGGCCGAUCCUAAGGAGCUGUUUGAGCUUGAUUUGGAGGUUUAUGCUAAGAAAGGAAAAUACAGGAUUGAUUCCACCCCCACUUUGAGAUUUCUUAACAAAGCAUGUGUGAAAAGCAACUCAACCAGCCCCUGGCUGCUAUGCCCCGUGACUCAAGUUGAAGAAACCAAACAAAUGCUAAGAAUGAUUCCAAUCUUGAUAGCCACAAUAGUGCCAAGCACAAUGAUAGCUCAAAUAGGCACCCUCUUCAUCAAGCAGGGCACAACCCUCGAGCGAAGCAUCGGCACCUUCGUCAUCCCUCCGGCCAGCCUAGCCGGAUUCGUGACCCUCUCGAUGCUCAUCUCCGUCGUCCUCUACGACCGUUUCUUCAUGAAGCUCAUCCGGAAAUGGACCAACAACCCUAGAGGCAUCACCCUCCUCCAGCGGAUGGGCAUCGGCAUGGUCUUCCACAUCGUCAUCAUGGUCGUCGCCUCCCUGACCGAGAGGCACAGGCUCCAGGUUGCCAAGGCGAACGGCCUGGUCGACAACGGGAACCAGGUCCCGUUGUCGAUCUUUGUGUUGCUACCGCAGUUCGUGCUGAUGGGAACUGCGGACGCGUUUUUGGAGGUUGCCAAGAUUGAGUUCUUCUAUGACCAGGCGCCCGAGAGCAUGAAGAGCCUCGGGACUUCAUACUCCACUACCAGUCUAGGAGCAGGAAACUUUCUCAGCAGUUUCCUGCUCUCAACUGUCACCAGGAUCACUGGAGGCAACCAAGGGUGGAUAAGGAAUAACCUCAACGCGUCACAUCUUGAUUACUACUAUGCGUUUUUCGCCAUCUUGAACCUCGUCAACUUUGGUUUCUUCCUCCUUGUCGUCAGGUAUUACGUAUACAGGGCAGAGGUCUCAGAUUCCAUGAGCGUGCUUACGCAAGAACUCGAGGGAUCAAGACAACAUGUUUCGGAUUAAUGUUGUUACACUAUGUGACUGAGACAAAUAAAAAAGUAAACAAAGAAACAAAAUUCUACCAACCUA